Penicillium malachiteum is the source of this 1425-nucleotide messenger RNA. RefSeq lists its product as uncharacterized. Gene Ontology annotation, molecular function: transaminase activity; pyridoxal phosphate binding. NCBI's taxonomy places the organism in Eukaryota, Fungi, Ascomycota, Eurotiomycetes, Eurotiales, Aspergillaceae. The transcript is spliced from 4 exons. Bases 1 to 1425 code for a protein of 474 amino acids. Gene Ontology annotation, cellular component: cytosol. The record is from RefSeq and is a predicted model, not a curated record.
AUGGGUGACUACAAGCCAAGCACAGCCGAGACAUCCACUGCUACACCACUAGCAAAAGAAAUCCAGAAUGAACCUCCGACCGACCAAAGCGGUGUUCUCUACCGACAGCUUCGCCAGCCACCACUCAACAUCGUGAAAGCUCGAGGAAACUACCUGAUCACCGACACUGGUUUAGAAAUUUUCGACGCGACCUGUGGCGCCGCCGUAUCUUGUCUUGGCCACAAUGAUCAACGCGUCCACGAGGCUAUCCAAGAACAAUUACAAAAGGUUUCCUACUGUUACUCCUUAUACUUCACCAAUAGCGCUAUGGAGAACCUCUGCAAAUUCCUAGUUGAUUCAACAGGAGGGAAGAUGUCUCGAGCCUAUAUUGUGGCCUCCGGCACUGAAGCUGUCGAGGCGUCUCUUAAGAUGGCAGUUCAAUACUUCAUGGAAAUCCCCACACCCCAACCUCAGCGCGUCAACUUUAUUGCCCGAAAACAGUCCUACCACGGUAACACGCUCGGAUCUCUUUCUGUUGGUCACCAUGUUGGUCGCAGAGCCAUUUACGAGAAAAUUCUGGCGAAGAACGUCUCUCACGUAUCGCAAUGCUAUCCAUAUCGAGAUAUGAAAUCCAAUGAGACUGUUGAGCAGUAUGUUGGCAGACUUGCUCAAGAACUGGAGGAUGAGUUUCAAAGACUCGGACCUGAUACGGUUUGCGCCUUUGUAGCAGAGACAAUGUCAGGGGCGACACUCGGAUGCAUGCCUGCUCUUUCUGGUUACCUCAAGGCCAUGAAAGAGGUGUGCGAGCGCCAUGGAGCGCUACUAAUUCUAGAUGAAGUGAUGUCAGGCAUGGGUCGAACUGGAACGCUCCACGCUUGGGAGCAGGAAGAUGUCGUUCCAGACCUGCAAACCAUUGCCAAGGGCCUUGGUGGUGGUUACGCUCCUAUCGCAGGUCUUCUUCUUAAUAAGCAUGUUGUCGACACUCUGACCAAAGGAACUGGGUCUUUCGUUCACAGUCAAACCUAUCAAGGUCACCCUGUCUCCUGUGCGGCAGCAUACCGUGUGCAGAAGAUUAUUCAAGAGGACAACCUCCUUCCUAAUGUCCGUGAGAUGGGCACCUAUCUAGGAGAGCGCCUGCACGAGAAGCUCGAUAGCCACCCGCAUGUUGGUGACAUCCGAGGUCGAGGACUCUUCUGGGCAAUCGAGUUUGUGCAAGAUAAGAAAACCAAAGAGACUUAUCCGCCGUCUCAGGGAAUUUCGUGGACGGUUCAUACAACUGGCCUGAAGCCAGAACAUGCGAUCUCUCUGAUCCCUGGCAAUGGAGGAGCAGAUGGAAUCAAUGGUGACCAUGUCUGUCUGGCUCCGGCUUACAAUAUUACGCGGGCGGAGAUUGACUUAAUCGUGGAUCGUGUCACAGCAGUUGUCAAUGAUGCUCUAGGACAUUGA